Molecule: messenger RNA, 5130 nt
Organism: Magnusiomyces paraingens
Lineage: Eukaryota; Fungi; Ascomycota; Dipodascomycetes; Dipodascales; Dipodascaceae
Exons: 1
Coding region: 1-5130 (1709 amino acids)
Cellular component (GO): nucleolus; nucleoplasm
Source: RefSeq, a predicted model, not a curated record
AUGAUUUCAUAUAAAGCCUUUUUAGGGGCUUUAAUAGCUUUCAGCAGUUACACUGCUGCACAAGAUUCCGUUUCUGCAUCUGCCACUUGUGGUGUUAACGAGGGAACUGCUUCUUUCUCUUGUCACUCUGAUUGUGGUAAUGCAAUUGUUCAUGCUCGUGAUACUUGUGCCUAUGAUAAGGACUGUGUGUGUGACCCUGAUGGAACUUUCAUUCAGAAUAUGCCAAACUGUCUUGCUUGUGGUGCUACUCUAUGGCAAUGGUAUGGAUCUUAUCUUGAGCCUGCUCUGGAACUUUGCGAGAUGCAAACAACCCCUGACGGGUAUCUUCCUCCAUGUCCCGAAACCAGUACCGAAGAAUCCUCAUCAAGUUCUGUUGAAGAUGUUAUUUCUUCAAGCAUUGUUUCCUCUUCUGAAGUUGAAAGUUCUUCAACAGAAAUUGUUUCCUCUUCCAUCGAAUCGUCUACUGCUGAAAGUGCUGCUGCCUCAUCUUCAACUGAAAUACUUGCCUCUUCCACCGAAUCAUCAACUACCGAGAAUGUACUCUCUUCAAGUGAAUCAUCAACUUCAGUUGAAGUUUCUUCAUCCAUUGAUGUUGGAUCAUCUGUUGAAAUUUCAUCUGUUUCUUCUACUGACGAGGUUGUUGAAUCUAGUGGCCCAACUUGUGGUGUCAAUGAAGGAACUGCUUCUUUCUCUUGUCAUUCUGAUUGUGGUAAUGCAAUUGUCUAUGCUCGUGAUACUUGUGCCUAUGAUAAGGACUGUGUGUGUGACCCUGAUGGAACUUUCAUUCAGAAUAUGCCAAACUGUCUUGCUUGUGGUGCUACUCUAUGGCAAUGGUAUGGAUCUUAUCUUGAGCCUGCUCUGGAACUUUGCGAGAUGCAAACAACCCCUGACGGGUAUCUUCCUCCAUGUCCCGAAACCAGUACCGAAGAAUCCUCAUCAAGUUCUAUUGAAGAUGUUAUUUCUUCUGGCACUAUUUCCUCUUCUGAGAUUGAAAGCUCUUCAACAGAAAAUUCUUCUUCUUCCAUCGAACUAUCUUCAACUGAAAUAGUUACCUCUUCCACCGAAUCAUCAACUACCGAGGAUGUACUCUCUUCAAGUGAAUCAUCAACUUCAGUUGAAGUUUCUUCAUCCAUUGAUGUUGGAUCAUCUGUUGAAAUUUCAUCUGUUUCUUCUACUGACGAGGUUGUUGAAUCUAGUGGCCCAACUUGUGGUGUCAAUGAAGGAACUGCUUCUUUCUCUUGUCAUUCUGACUGUGGUAAUGCAAUUGUUCAUGCUCGUGAUACUUGUGCCUAUGAUAAGGACUGUGUGUGUGACCCUGAUGGAACUUUCAUUCAGAAUAUGCCAAACUGUCUUGCUUGUGGUGCUACUCUAUGGCAAUGGUAUGGAUCUUAUCUUGAGCCUGCUCUUGAACUUUGUGAAAUGCAAACCACCCCUGACGGGUAUCUUCCUCCAUGUCCCGAAACCAGUACCGAAGAAUCCUCAUCAAGUUCUGUUGAAGAUGUUAUUUCUUCAAGCAUUGUUUCCUCUUCUGAAGUUGAAAGUUCUUCAACAGAAAUUGUUUCCUCUUCCAUCGAAUCGUCUACUGCUGAAAGUGCUGCUGCCUCAUCUUCAACUGAAAUACUUGCCUCUUCCACCGAAUCAUCAACUACCGAGGAUGUACUCUCUUCAAGUGAAUCAUCAACUUCAGUUGAAGUUUCUUCAUCCAUUGAUGCUGGAUCAUCUGUUGAAAUUUCAUCUGUUUCUUCUACUGACGAGGUUGUUGAAUCUAGUGGCCCAACUUGUGGUGUCAAUGAAGGAACUGCUUCUUUCUCUUGUCAUUCUGAUUGUGGUAAUGCAAUUGUCUAUGCUCGUGAUACUUGUGCCUAUGAUAAGGACUGUGUGUGUGACCCUGAUGGAACUUUCAUUCAGAAUAUGCCAAACUGUCUUGCUUGUGGUGCUACUCUAUGGCAAUGGUAUGGAUCUUAUCUUGAGCCUGCUCUGGAACUUUGCGAGAUGCAAACAACCCCUGACGGGUAUCUUCCUCCAUGUCCCGAAACCAGUACCGAAGAAUCCUCAUCAAGUUCUGUCGAAGAUGUUAUUUCUUCUGGAACUAUUUCCUCUUCUGAGGUUGAAAGUUCUUCGACUAUAAUUGACGCCUCUUCGACUGCUGAAAGCGCUGUCUCAACUUCAGUUGAAGUUUCUUCUUCACCCAUUGAUGCUGGAUUAUCUGUUGAAAUUUCAUCUGUUUCUUCUACUGACAAUGAAGCCGAAUCAACUGGUUCCACUUGUGGCGUUAACGAAGGAACUGCUUCUUUCUCUUGUCACUCUGACUGUGGUAAUGCAAUUGUCUAUGCUCGUGAUACAUGUUCUUAUGAUAAGGACUGUGUUUGCAACCCUGAUGGUGCUUUCAUUCAGAAUAUGCCAAACUGUCUUGCUUGUGGUGCUACUCUAUGGCAAUGGUAUGGAUCUUAUCUUGAACCUGCUCUUGAACUUUGCGAGAUGCAAACAACCCCUGAUGGUUAUCUUCCUCCUUGCUCCGAAACCUCUAGUUCUUCAUCUGAAACUGGAGCUACUUCUGCCGAAGUUACUGCCUCUGAUGCUGGAGUAUCUAACGUUGAUUCAGUUAUCACUUCAACUUAUUCAUCUGACAAUGAAGCUGAAUCAACCGGUCCCACUUGUGGCGUUAACGAAGGAACCGCUUCUUUCUCUUGCCAUUCUGACUGUGGUAAUGCAAUUGUCUAUGCUCGUGAUACUUGUGCUUAUAAUAAGGACUGUGUUUGCAACCCUGAUGGUGCUUUCAUUCAGAAUAUGCCAAACUGUCUUGCUUGUGGUGCUACUCUAUGGCAAUGGUAUGGAUCUUAUCUUGAACCUGCUCUUGAACUUUGCGAGAUGCAAACAACCCCUGAUGGCUAUCUUCCUUCUUGCUCCAAAACCUCAACAGAAAGUGAUGAGAUUGUUACCAGUGAGUCUUUGGAUGUUGAGUCUGCCUCAAUAUCCUUAGCUCCUGUCAUUUCCUCUCCUACCAUCUCGGAGUCUGCAUCUUCUGUUGUUUCGGAAAGUGAAUCUUCUUCAACUCCCAUUGUUGACCCUAUAAUUCAAUCCAUUAUUGAUGCUAUUCUUCAAGCUUCAUUUAGUGCUGAUGCUUCUGAAAAGAUUUCCAUUUUUAUUCAAAUUUUUAUCGACGCAAUUGGCCAAGCCCUUAAUCAGCUUUAUGCUGUUCUCUUUGAUAGAAGAACUAUUCUUAAGCGUGCUUCAAGUAUUGAAGGUGCUAUUACAACAUUUAGUGUCUUCACAUCUACCCUUAAUCAGUGGUUUGCUGAAUCCUCUUAUGAUGAAUUCCUCCAGGGUAUUAGUCAAAUUCACACAUACGCCACACCUAGUGAAGUUGAGGCUAAUGUGAGAUCAGCUUUGGCAUCAACUUUAGAGGCCGCUCAAAGUACUAUCAAUGAUUUUAUCAGUCAGAGUGAGGAGUUUAAAACUGUCUCUGAAAAUUUCUAUGAUGCCUUUAACAAGCUUGUUGCUGAGGUCAUUGACGCAUUGUAUCCCGAUUCCACAAGUACAAGUUCAGCUGAAAUUUCUCCAGAGGCUUCUUCAUCUGCUGACGCGUCUGAGUCUGUUUCUGCAUCGGAGUCUGCUACUGUUUCUGCUGCCGAAUCUAAAUCUGAAUCUGUUGCCGCUGCUGAAUCUGAGUCUGAUGCCAAUAGUGCUUCCGCCGUCGAAUCUGAAUCUGCAGCAGCAGCAGCUUCUGCUGAAGCAUCAGAGUCUGCUGCUGUUUCUGAUGCUGAAUUUGAGUCUGCUGCUAUUUCUGCUGGUGUUUCUAAUGAUUCCAGAUUGGCUGCUGGUACAACAACUCUCAGAAAUACUGUCACUAAGUUCACCACUGUUGUCAAAACGCAGGGAACUGUUACUACUACUAUCACUGAGCCAUGCGAGACAACAACUGAGACUGUUGUAAUCGAACCUACCACCACAUAUACUAUCACUGAAACCUGCAAUGUUUGCAAGACUCACACUACAGUCGAAUCCGGUGUUACCACUAUCACUAAGACUUCAGGAACUGAGAUUGUUACUGUCACUGAGCCUUGUGAGACUACUUACACGGUUGUUGAGUCUCCUGUUACUUCUGAUUCAGUUGUCAAGACUGUCACCUCCACUAUUGUUAAGACAGUAUCUAGUUCAGAGAUCCCUGUUACCGUCACAGAAACUUGCAGUGUUUGCAAGACUCACACUACAGUCGAAUCCGGUGUUACCACUAUCACUAAGACUUCAGGAACUGAGAUUGUUACUGUCACUGAGCCUUGUGAGACUACUUACACUGUUGUUGAGUCUCCUGUUACUUCUGAUUCAGUUGUCAAGACUGUCACCUCCACUAUUGUUAAGACAGUAUCUAGUUCAGAGAUCCCUGUUACCGUCACAGAAACUUGCAGUGUUUGCAAGACUCACACUACAGUCGAAUCCGGUGUUACCACUAUCACUAAGACUUCAGGAACUGAGAUUGUUACUGUCACUGAGCCUUGUGAGACUACUUAUACUAUGGUUGAAUCUCCUGUUAGUUCCGAAUCAAUGGCUAAGACUAUCACUUCAACCAUUUCUAAAAUUGUUUCUGUUUCAUCAGCUCCCGAGGCAAGUAAACCAGCCACUGUUACAAAUGUUUGCACUGAUUGCAAGACACAGCUCACAACAGCUACCGGUGUUACUACACACACUAGCGUGUCCGAAGGUGCUACCGUUACUGUUACCGAACCAUGCGAAACCACGUAUGAAGUUGUUGAAUCGCCCUCUACAUCUGCUGGAUCGACCACCAUUAUUACAUUGACAUCUGUUAUUACUUCCAAAAUUGUCACUGUUACAUCAUCUGAUACAGUUGUCACUUCAGUUCCUCCUAGUAGUGUUACACCAGUUCUUUCUAGUAGUGCUUCACCAGUUCCUUCUGGUAGUGCUGCACCAGUUCCUUCUGAAGGAUCGUCCCAUAUACCCGAGGGUAGCACUGAGUCCUCUCAGUCCACACCUACCAAGUCUAUUCAGACAAUCGAACAGGCGCCGCCUGCUUCUUCGACCAAUCCAGUUAUUGAACAAGUCAACUCUGGUGUUUCGACGUCUGUUCAUAUGAUAACAUUGGUGUUGGGUGUUAUCACAGUUUUCUUUAUCUAA